Messenger RNA from Kockovaella imperatae, 201 nucleotides. RefSeq lists its product as hypothetical. Gene Ontology annotation, biological process: box C/D snoRNP assembly; snoRNA localization; maturation of LSU-rRNA from tricistronic rRNA transcript (SSU-rRNA, 5.8S rRNA, LSU-rRNA). The record is from RefSeq and is a predicted model, not a curated record. NCBI's taxonomy places the organism in Eukaryota, Fungi, Basidiomycota, Tremellomycetes, Tremellales, Cuniculitremaceae. The transcript has a single exon. Gene Ontology annotation, cellular component: nucleus; pre-snoRNP complex. The annotation marks the transcript as partial.
UGUUCAAUCUGCAACCGCGAUCCGCCAAAGUACACCUGCCCACGAUGUUCCUACAGAACAUGCUCUUUGACAUGUUCGAAAGCUCACAAGGCCAAGUUUGAAUGCUCCGGAGAGAGAGAUCCGACAGGAUACAUCCCAUUAAAAGAUGUCAAUCACGGGAUCUGGGCAGAUGAUUAUAAGUGGUUGGAAGAGGGUCGGAGA